GAAGUCUCUUCCUUUUUCCGGUUGCCAACCCCUUGAGGUUAACGAAAUAAACUUUCUUUCUACAAAUCUAGCAUUAUCUCCGUAAUCUUUCAUUUUAAACAUCAGCUACUCUUUUUUCUGAAAAGCAUAAUUAUUUAUUUCAUAAUUAUAAUUGUUAAUACUCAGUGAUCGGAGUCCAAUAAAGAUAUAUUCGUUAUUGUUUACAUGCUUUCGGAUUUGGGAAUAGAACUUGCCAUGCUAUUAUUUCUGCAACUAAAGCCAGACUUCGAAGUAUUAGACAAAAGACUAAUUUCUCACAGUAGCUAAACAGAUCAGGUCAUGGCUCCAAGAACGAAAGGGUCAAAGAAAGGUGACAAGAAGGUGUUGACAGAAGUCAUCACGAAGGAGUGCACCAUUCACCUGCACAAGAGGAUCCAUGGAAUUGGAUUCAAAAAGAGGGCACCCCGUGCAGUAAAAGAGAUCCGCAAAUUUGCGGAAAAGAUGAUGGGUACCCCAGAUGUUCGUGUGGACACCAGACUUAACAAACACAUCUGGUCCCAGGGCAUCAGGAAUGUUCCAUACAGAGUGAGAGUAAGGCUGGCACGCAAGAGGAACGAGGAUGAAGAUUCUGUACACAGACUGUACACUUUAGUCACAUACGUGCCCUGUGUUUCAUUUAAAGGUAAACCGCAGUUAAUCAUAUACAUCAAUGUGACUUGGCAGAGUGCAAGACAGUCUCCAGUAGAUCUUGGGGUAACACUGUAAAUGUAGGUUUAUAGCUAUUGUAAUUACCGUAGAUAAAAUGAAGGGAACGAUUGUUGGUUGGGUAAGGUUGCUAAAGGAGUAGAAGGGAUUAACCUUAAAUUACAAAACUAACGAGUGUUUAUGAUCGCGUGGAAAAAGAAAAGAAAAAACAUGUCCGUGGGUAAAUUUUGAAUUUUCAACACAUUGUCUUACACUACCUCAUUAUCAGCGUCACUACAUUUUACUGUUCCUUGGCUUUCUUACCUUUACAUCGAAUUAGGUUUAUUUUUAAUUCAUUCAUCAUAUCACCAUCAUCCUUUCUCUCGAUAGAUCAUGACAUGUUGAACAGGUAAAAAGUGAAAAUUGGUGACAAUAUUGUGUGAUGUAUUCUCAGAUGGUGAUAUGGUUUCUUAAUUGGGCAAAUUAAUUCUAGUGUUUUCGUGAAUAUUUUACCAAUUUUAUUUAUUAUUUUUUAUUAAAAGCAUCAACAUUAAAUUGCUCUUCAGAUUCAAAUAAAAGAAUUGAAAAAAACUGAUAUUUUCCAUUCAGUACAUAGAUAGUGCCUAGAUGGAAGUUUCUGUUAAUGAAGUUUCAUUUGUUCUAAUUUUUUCAAAUAUCUGUAUUGCUUGAUCACCAGGAAAAAGAUUUCAUUUCCUGAAAAAUUCUGAGAGAAUCUGAAAUAUGAAUUUAAUUGUAAAAUAUCACGCUUUUUCGAAUAUUUUGCAAUCUAAUUAAAUGUGGGGCUCAAAAAAAAAGUGUUUCCAGUAAGUUGACCAACCCUACUUUACCCUCCAAACUUAGUACUUCUUAUUUCAAAUCUGGAUUGCAAACCGUAAUGGGUUUCACUAGUAGUUUUUCAGAAAGCGCAGUUGAAAAGAAGCUUGUACUAAAACACCAUAAAAACAUGAUCUGCCUACUGGAGUGAGGAGCAGAUCGUAUGUCAUUAGUUUUGUACCAUAACAAUAUUGUGAUGCCAUGUAAGCAAUGAUCAUUGAUACAAAUAUGUUAUUUCAUGUGUUUAUUUACAGUGUAAUUAAUAUGAAAAUUACAGUGUAUUAAAUAAAUUACUGAAGUAAAAAGUUGAAUUCAAAAAAGAGUUAGCAUCGACCUAUCCUAUUGGGGGAGGGGAGGGGGUUUACCAUAAACACACAUAUUUUCAUUUUGGCCUUUAAAUGAUAACUGCUGUGACAUUUUCACUACUGUUGUAGUUCAGUUACAUCAAGUUAGGUGGGGAAAAGGUUUAGACAUGCACAGAUUGUACAAAUGAAGCAUUGGCUUAGUAUAUUUCUUAAUUUGGUGGAAAAGAAUUGUCUUUAUGUGUUGGCCUUAAAUGUUAGGCAUUCUAAAGUUAUGUUUGGACAAAAAAUUCAGAGGCUACUUGCCUGAUGUCGAAGUAGUAGAUAAAAUCCUGUGGAUGGAUUUUCAAAACAUGAUAUGACUAAAAGAUUUGUAGUGUAAUAGUGCUUGUCGACUAAAUAAACCUUACAGUACAUGUAUAACCUCACCAAAAGAAAUUGAAAGAUAGCCCAAGAUUCACUUUUGCACUCUGAAAGUUUAUACACUGACUUGAAAAAGCAGGAAGAAAUUUAUUUACGUGCUUUCAAAAUUAGAUUUCAUGUCUUUUUAGACUAACUUUUCUUUUUCUUUUUUUCAGGUACACAGACCAUUAAUGUUGAUAAUGAAUAAACAUGUACAGAAGAUGUAAA
Molecule: messenger RNA, 2429 nt
Organism: Ostrea edulis (European flat oyster)
Lineage: Eukaryota; Metazoa; Mollusca; Bivalvia; Ostreida; Ostreidae
Product: 60S ribosomal protein L31-like
Exons: 4
Coding region: 319-744 (141 amino acids)
Biological process (GO): cytoplasmic translation
Cellular component (GO): cytosolic large ribosomal subunit; ribosome
Molecular function (GO): structural constituent of ribosome
Source: RefSeq, a predicted model, not a curated record